This is a messenger RNA of Stylophora pistillata, 975 nucleotides long. Its product is annotated as 2-methoxy-6-polyprenyl-1,4-benzoquinol methylase, mitochondrial. Gene Ontology annotation, biological process: ubiquinone biosynthetic process. Lineage: Eukaryota; Metazoa; Cnidaria; Anthozoa; Scleractinia; Pocilloporidae. Gene Ontology annotation, molecular function: 2-methoxy-6-polyprenyl-1,4-benzoquinol methyltransferase activity. The record is from RefSeq and is a predicted model, not a curated record.
CGCAUUGAACUAUGGGACAGAUUAUUGUCCAACAUGGCGACAUUUUGCUCAAAAUCGGGGUCUUUACUAAUGGCAAUUCCACGCUGUUCUUGCAGUAACAGUUCACUGUUGUUCAGGAAAAAGUAUCGUCUGUACUCAAAUCAUCAAACAAAAGAGAAAAUAACGCAUUUUGGUUUCGAAGAAGUAUCAGAACAAGAGAAAACUCAGAAAGUUUACAAGGUGUUUGAAAAUGUAGCUAGUUCAUAUGACAAAAUGAAUGAUGCCAUGAGCUUGGGGAUACACAGACUGUGGAAGGACAGGUUUAUCAGGACACUUAAUCCUCCAGUUGGAACAAAGCUGUUGGAUGUUGCUGGAGGAACAGGUGACAUUGCAUUCAGAUUCCUAAACCAUGUAAACAAAAAAUCAGAAAAAAGGAAGCAAGGAGCAGAAAUGAUUGAUUCCCAUGUGACAGUGUGCGAUAUCAACAGAGCAAUGCUACAGGUUGGCCAACAGAGGGCUGAGAGGCAACAUCAAUCUUCAGGGAUCUCAUGGGUGGAAGGUGAUGCAGAAGAGUUACCAAUCGCUACUGCAUCAGUUGAUGCCUAUACUAUAGCAUUUGGAAUUCGAAAUGUUACAAGAAUUCAUAAGGCUUUGAGUGAGGCCCACAGAGUUCUUGUUCCCGGUGGAAGAUUCCUUUGUCUUGAAUUCAGUGAAGUAAAAAAUGAGCUUAUAUCCAGUACCUAUGAGAAAUAUUCCUUUGAUGUGAUACCUGUUAUGGGGCAGAUCAUAGCUGGAGAUUGGAAAUCUUACCAGUAUUUAGUCGAAAGCAUAAGACAAUUUCCUAAUCAGGAAAAGUUUGCAGGGUUGAUUCAAGAUGCAGGAUUUAGCCAUGUCACUCAUGAAAACUUAACCUUUGGAAUAGCAGCCAUUCACUCGGGCUUUAAACUGUAAAAAGAAAUCUGAAUUUGUGAAUAAAUAUCAUGCUUUUUUAUCAUU